CGCCGGAGCUGGCAGGGGGUGGAGCGGUUAGUAAACAGCAAAUGCGGGAACUGCUGGGCCGGAGUCAGCCAUGGACUGGAAAGAAAUUCUUCGCCGGCGGAUAGCGACGCCCAACACCGGUCCAAACAAAAAAAAAAGUGAACAAGAAUUAAAAGAUGAAGAAAUGGAUUUAUUUACCAAGUAUUACUCAGAAUGGAAAGGAGGUAGAAAAAACACAAAUGAAUUCUAUAAGACCAUUCCCCGGUUUUAUUAUAGGCUGCCAGCUGAAGAUGAGGUCUUACUACAGAAAUUAAGAGAAGAAUCCAGAGCCGUCUUUCUGCAAAGGAAAAGCAGGGAACUGUUAGAUAAUGAAGAAUUACAGAACUUAUGGUUUUUGCUGGACAAGCACCAGACACCACCCAUGAUUGGAGAGGAAGCAAUGAUUAAUUAUGAAAAUUUUUUAAAGGUUGGUGAAAAAGCUGGACCAAAGUGCAAGCAAUUUUUCGCAGCAAAAGUCUUUGCUAAACUCCUUCAUACAGAUUCUUAUGGAAGAAUUUCCAUCAUGCAGUUCUUUAAUUAUGUCAUGAGAAAAGUUUGGCUUCAUCAAACAAGAAUAGGCCUCAGUUUAUAUGAUGUUGCUGGACAAGGGUAUCUCCGGGAAUCUGAUUUAGAAAACUACAUAUUGGAACUUAUCCCUACUUUGCCACAAUUAGAUGGGCUGGAAAAAUCUUUUUACUCCUUUUAUGUUUGUACAGCAGUUAGGAAGUUCUUCUUCUUUUUAGACCCUCUAAGAACAGGGAAGAUAAAAAUUCAAGAUAUUUUAGCAUGCAGCUUCCUAGAUGAUUUAUUAGAGUUAAGGGAUGAGGAACUGUCCAAGGAGAGUCAAGAAACAAAUUGGUUUUCUGCUCCUUCUGCCCUACGGGUGUAUGGCCAAUAUUUGAAUCUUGAUAAGGAUCACAAUGGCAUGCUCAGUAAAGAAGAACUCUCCCGCUAUGGAACAGCAACCAUGACCAAUGUCUUCUUAGACCGUGUUUUCCAGGAGUGUCUCACUUAUGAUGGAGAAAUGGACUAUAAGACCUACCUGGAUUUUGUUCUUGCAUUAGAAAACCGAAAAGAACCUGCAGCUCUGCAAUAUAUUUUCAAAUUGCUUGACAUUGAGAACAAAGGAUAUCUGAAUGUCUUUUCCCUUAAUUAUUUCUUUAGGGUGGUCUCAGAGAAUAGCAUGAUGAGCUCUGAAGUGGAAUUUGAUUGUAUUUUACCUGAUAAUCAUUCAGCUGCAGCAGGUGUAAAUGCCAUACAAGAACUAAUGAAAAUCCAUGGACAGGAUCCUGUUUCAUUUCAAGACGUCAAGGAUGAAAUCUUUGACAUGGUAAAACCAAAGGAUCCUUUGAAAAUCUCUCUUCAGGAUUUAAUCAACAGUAAUCAAGGAGACACAGUCACCACCAUUCUAAUUGAUCUGAAUGGCUUCUGGACUUACGAGAAUAGAGAAGCUCUUGUUGCAAAUGAUAAUGAAAACUCUGCAGACCUUGAUGAUACAUGAUCUCUCAAAGACUAGACUGUAUUCAUUAAAAUAAGCUUGAAUGCUGCAUGUAAAACCUUUGAAGCAGAAUCCUUAGAAAUGGUCUAAAUAAAACACUUCAUAUGUCUAUAGAA
Messenger RNA from Lagenorhynchus albirostris (white-beaked dolphin), 1632 nucleotides. It is a transcript of the gene PPP2R3C, whose product is annotated as protein phosphatase 2 regulatory subunit B''gamma. The coding region runs from base 71 to 1519 and encodes 482 amino acids. The transcript is spliced from 14 exons. Gene Ontology annotation, biological process: positive regulation of B cell differentiation; cortical cytoskeleton organization; microtubule cytoskeleton organization. NCBI's taxonomy places the organism in Eukaryota, Metazoa, Chordata, Mammalia, Artiodactyla, Delphinidae. Gene Ontology annotation, cellular component: spindle; centrosome. The record is from RefSeq and is a predicted model, not a curated record.